This is a messenger RNA of Suncus etruscus (white-toothed pygmy shrew), 8916 nucleotides long. RefSeq names its product biorientation of chromosomes in cell division 1 like 1 (gene BOD1L1). The record is from RefSeq and is a predicted model, not a curated record. NCBI's taxonomy places the organism in Eukaryota, Metazoa, Chordata, Mammalia, Eulipotyphla, Soricidae. The coding region runs from base 1 to 8886 and encodes 2961 amino acids. The transcript has 24 exons.
AUGGCCAGCAACCCGCAGCCGCAGCCGCCGCCGCCCCCGCCGCCGCCCCAGCCGCAGCCGCCGCCCCCGCCGCCCCCGCCGCCCCCGCCGCCGGGCCCGGGCGUGAGUGACGCGGGCGGCGCGGGCGUCGGAGCCGGGGACUCGCAGCUCGUGGCCAUGAUCGUGAACCACCUCAAGAGCCAGGGCCUCUUCGACCAGUUCCGCAGGGACUGCCUGGCCGACGUGGACACCAAGCCUGCUUAUCAGAAUCUGAGGCAGCGGGUUGACAACUUUGUGGCCAACCACUUAGCAACUCAUACCUGGAGUCCUCACCUCAACAAGAACCAGCUGAGGAACAACAUUCGACAGCAAGUGCUCAAAUCGGGCAUGUUGGAGUCUGGUAUUGACCGCAUUAUUUCUCAGGUUGUGGACCCAAAGAUCAACCACACUUUCCGGCCUCAGGUGGAAAAGGCUGUGCAUGAGUUCUUGGCCACACUGAACCACAAGGAGGAGGCCAGCAGCGCCACGAGCCCCGAGGAGGAGAAGGCCGACUCUGCUGGCCCGACCCAAGGUGCUCCUGUCUCGGGGCCCAGUGCCAAUGUAGCCAGUGACGCCAUGUCCAUCUUGGAGACCAUCACUUCCCUUAACCAAGAGGCCAGCGCUGCCAGAGCGUCCACAGAAAUCUCCAAUGCCAAGAGCAGUGAGCGAGUCUCCAGAAGGCUCUCCUCUCAGCCAAGCACCGAGAGCAAUGUCGACAGAGAGAGAGGCUCAGAGGAUGCGGCUGACAGGGAAAAGGCCCCGACGGAGCCUGUCGGGGAAGGCCAGGAAGUCACGCCCAAGUCCGAGGAAUCCAGUGAUCCACCUUGUCUUGCCGAAGAAUCGAAAGGCCAUGCCCGAGAGAGUAACCUCUCAGCUCCACUCCCUAAGGAUACCCAGCAGGAAAGUAGCGAGCCGAAGGGUAAAAUGGCAGACAAAGGCGAAAAGAAACCCGAGGCUAGCGAAAAGGAAAGGAAGAAAGAAAAGAAGGAAAAGACAGAGAAGAAGUUGGAGCACUCCAAAAGGAACGAAGACGGGCAAAAGGUCAAAGAUGAGAAACAAGCAAAGGAAAAGGAGGCAGAGGUUCCAAAGCUUCCUUCGGAAAAGAACAGUAAUAAAUCCAAAUCCACUGACGGGUCUAAAGAAGAUGGCUCUUUAAUAGAUUCUGACAUGGAUGGUCUCACAGACAUCACAGUCAGCUCUGUCCAUACCAGCGACCUUUCGUCAUUUGAAGAAGAUACCGAGGAGGAAGUGGUAAUGUCCGAGAGCAUGGAGGAAGGCGAGAUUACAUCAGAUGAUGAAGAGAAGAGCAAGAAGACUAAAACUCAGACUCAAUCCAGCAACCCCAGUGAGGGAAAGGCAAAAAGCGUCCGGCAUGCUUAUGUCCACAAGCCGUACCUGUACUCCAAGUAUUACAGCGAUUCUGAUGACGAGCUCACCGUGGAACAGCGACGUCAGUCCAUUGCCAAAGAAAAAGAAGAGAGACUUUUAAGGAGGCAAAUUAACAGAGAGAAACUUGAAGAAAAACGAAAACAGAAAGCAGAAAAAACAAAGUCUUCGAAAGUUAAAAGCCAAGGCAAAAGUAAUGUGGAUUUAGAGGACUCAUCUUCCAAGAAUUUGGAACCUAAAGCCCCUGGAAUAAAAGAAGUCCUUAAAGAGCGGAAAGUUUUAGAAAAGAAGGUAGCCUUGAGCAAGAAACGGAAAAAAGAUUCACGGAAUGUUGAAGAUAUUUCGAAAAAGAAACAGCAAUCUGAAGAAGAUGUCAAGGAAACGAUCAAGACAACUGAGCAUUGUGAAAAGGAAAAGGUGUCUUCUUCAAAGGAUUUGAAGCAUGUUCAUGCAAAACCUGAUCCAAAUAAACCUGCCCGGAGACUUUCAGAGUCCUUACAUUCAGCUGAUGAAAACAAAAAUGAAAGAGAGCAUAAGAGACGAACAUCUACCCCAGUUCUGGUAGAAACAGCCCAGGAAGAGACUGACACUAGAGAGGGGAAAAGGCAAGCAGAGAGCUCAGAAACUGGCCCAGAAGAAACUCAGAAACCAAAAAGCACAUUUAAAAAAGACGAAAAGCAUCUAAAGAAAGAUGAUUCCGAAACAUUGCAUUUGAAAAGCCUACCUAAAAAGGAGGCAAAAUCCUCUUCUAAGGAAAAGUCUGAGAAAGAGAAAACUCUGUCUGAGGACAAACCGUUUAUGAAACAUAAGUACAAAGGUGAUAGUCUGAACAAAGCAGGUGAUGAGGCUGAGCCUCACUCUUCUGAGAAAGGCCUAAAAGCGGAAGAAAGUUUGCAGAAGCAAAGUCAGCAAACAAAGCUUUCUUCUGAUGAUAAAGCCGAACGGAAGAGUAAACACAGAAACGAAAGGAAACUAUCAGUUUUAGGCAAAGAUGGAAAGCCAGUCUCUGAGUAUAUUAUAAAGGCGGAGGAGAAUGCUCGUAAAGAAAACAAGAAAGAGAGGCACACGUCAACUGACAAAACUAAGACCGAGCAUAAAUCGAGACGACUGAGUGAUUCCAAAAUUCAGAAAGAUUCUCAGAGUUUCCGGCAACAUGGCAUUACAGGACAGAGAAGAAGUGAGAGUUACUCAGAGGAUAAAUGUGACACGGACUCAAAUACUUUAGAUAGUAACUUAAAACCUGAAGAGGUGGUUCACAAGGAGAGGCGACGAACAAAGAGCUUGGUAGAAGAGAAACCUGGAUUAAAGUCGAAAUCCAAAAGUCAAGGCAAAUUGGUAAAAGUAGUUGAAACGGAAUCACAUGAAAGUGUCUCCAAACAAUCGACCACUGCAAAACCAGAUAAGGAGAAGAACACAGAAGAAAGUGAUCCAGAUAGACAGCGCAAGUCUAAAGUGGAGGACAAACUUGAGGAAGCGGGUGUGGAACCCGCUUUAGAGAGUCCUGCUUCUUCAUCUCAUAGUACUCAGAAGGAUUCCGGUCACCGAGCCAAAUUGCCCUUGGCAAAGGAGAAGCACAAGGGUGAGAAAGAUUCAAGCUCUUCCAGACCAGAGAGAAAACUGUCUGCUGGGCACAAAAGCAGAAGCCUAAAGCACAGCAGCAAAGACUUGAGAAAGAAAGAGGAAAAUAAGUCAGAUGACAAGGAUGGUAAAGAGGCUGACGGGAACCAUGAAAAGGCUAGGGGGAGUAGUGCAGUCACAGAAAAGAAAGUAAGUAGAAAGUUAAGUGAAAAUCGACGAGGAAGUUUGUCCCAGGAAAUUCCCAAAGGCGAAGAAAAACUCACAGGCAACACUCUGGGCACUUCUCAUCUUCAGAAACCAAAGAAAAGUGGUGAGACCACGUUGACCCCUGAACAAGAGCCGAUGGAAACGGAUUCUGAGCCGGCCACUGAAAAUGUAUGUGAAGUCUCUAAAACCCAAGACAGCAGCAAUAAUGCUUCUAAUCAAGACAUUGACUCUGAGUCUGUCACAAAACUGAAAACGGCUGCCACCACUGUAAAGGAAGAAGUGAAAACUUCCACCGUUGACGCGAAAACAGUCACUCCAGCCAGCAAAUCUAGACACGGAUCAGGUCUUGCUAGUAAUGCUGAAAAGCACGCUGACCAUAAAAGCUCUCAGACCAAGAAAGUGCAAAGCAAUGCAUCAAAACUGAACCCUGGUGAGAAAGAAGUCACUCAACCUGGGGCACAUGAAAUGAAUGCAGACCUUCCAACUGGUGCUAGAACGUUUCCUCAGCUCCCAGCAGGGAACAGUAGGGCGCAGAAGAAUUUGAAAAACGCAGUCAAACCCACUGAAGACUGUGCCGCUCCACGAGAAACUGCGCUAGAACAUUCCACGAAUGUAGAUCGCUCGCCACAUUUCAGUUCAGUGACUCUUGCCCAUCAGACACAAGCUCAUGAUGCAGAUGCUGUUUCUUCAAAUAACAAAAGAACCGUUUCAGAAGGUACCAGAGCCAGUAUUUCCCGUAUGAACUCCUCUGAAAUCUCUAACCGGAGUUUGGCUGGUAAGCAGUCUGAAGCCUCCAGGGCAAGUGACAGCAAAGAAAGCGGUGCAGUUCCCACAGAAGAGACACGAGCAAAAGCAGGCACAGACAGCAAAAGACACAAUGCAGAAGGGUGCCAGGCAACUUCACUGCUUAGUAAACAAGGAAAAGUAAACACAGCUCUUGAUAGUAAGUCAACAGCCUCAAUUCCGGGAAACGAGAAUGUUGACAAAGAUGGCAACUUAAUGGACAGGGCAGAGAAAACACGUGGCCUAAGCUCAGGUCUCAGUUCUAAGCAGACAGUGAGAGCUGCAGUCGAGAACGGCAGAAAGGAUGGUGGUGCCAUGGACCAUGUGGUGGGCAUGAGUGCAGAAAGAGAUACUGAAACUAUUGAACAUAAAGAUAGCAGAGACCCAUGUGAAGUAGAUAAAACACCGUCCAAGAUGGAAAGAAAUAGCGAGGUUGACACCAGUGCUGGAAAUGACACAACAUCCUCAGUUUCACCCCAAAGGAAUGGAGAAGCCAAGAAUAUUUCCCCUGGGUGUGGGGAGCCAGAAAAGUCUCCUAUAGCCACCAGCACUGAGAGGACAGCCAAGGAUGUCAUCUUAAACCCAGCAAGUGGUGGUGGGGAUGCCGCAACCACCACUUCUUCAGAAAAGGGGAAAGGCAAAGUGGCCAUUCCAUGCACAAGCAUUGAGGCAGAUGAAGGCAUGAUAGCAGGCAGGUGCUCCAUUCCUCCUCUUGGAGGGGCAGAGGCUAGUGGAGGAGGAACUGUUUUUGCUGCAGCCGAGGAAGGUGGGGGGUUUGUGACAGAAGGAUUUGCUGAAAGUGAGACCUUCCUCACAAGCACCAAGGAAGGAGAAAGUGGAGAGUGUCCCACGGCUGGAUCUGGUGACAGAGUAGAAGACCCAGUGACAGCUCACACGGUUAGAGAAGAAGAUAGCGUCAACAGCAUCAACAUUGUGACUGAAGAGAAGGAUGAUGCCGUAACCAGUGCAGGCUCUGAAGGAAAAUGCGACGCUGGCUCUUCUGGUAGAGACUCAGAACGGGUUAGAGGAGCGGCGGCUUUCAUUAGUGAGGUUGAGAGUGAUGGGGCGGUGACAAGUGCAGGGACGGAGAUAAGAGCGGGCUCCAUGAGCAGCGAAGAGAUGGAUGGCUUCCAGAGAACGGUGACGAGACUAGGCCCCAAGAAAGAAACUGAAGGGGCCGUGACAUGCACUGGGGCAGAAAGGAGAGGUGAUGACUUUGUGAUGUGUUCGGUGACUGGGGCAGGGCCACCAGAGGAGCUCAUGGUUACAGGUGCAGCCGUGGUCCUAGUGGAUGACAAUGUGCCUCCUGGAACAGGUGCUCCACAAGAACAAGAUGGCCCCGUGAAUGAUGGCACCGAAGGUGAAAGCGCGGUCACCAGUACAGGUAUCACAGAAGAAGAUGGUGAGGGGCCCGCGAGCUGCACAGGCUUAGAAGAAAACAGUGAAGGCUUUGCGCUAAGUUCUGAGUCUGAAGAAAAUGGCGAGAACGCCAUGGACAGCACAGCCGCCAAAGAAGGCUCAAAUGCACCGCUAGUCGCUGCUAGCCUGUGUGAUGACGAAGGCAUCGUCACCAGUACCGGUGCCAAAGAGGAAGAUGAUGAGGGUGAGGGUCUGGUGACGAGCACCGGAAGAGGCAACGAAGUUGGGCAUUCCUCGACUUGUACAGGCCUAGAGGAAGGUGAAGGGGCUAUGGUUUGCGAAAGCGCAGAAGAAGGGCCUGGUCAGAUUGGGACUGCUGCUGGGCACGUGGAAGCAGAGGCUGGAGCGGCCGUCGCACAUGCGAAUGAGAGCAAUGUGGAUAGCAUGGGUGGGGUAGAGAAGGAAAUGAAAGAUCCAGAGAUCUGCUCCAGCGCCAAAGGGAUUGUAGAAAGCAGUGUGACCAGUGAGGUCCUAGGGAAGGCUGAAGUGACCGGUGCUGCUGUCGGUUCCGAGGGUCCUGGGACGAGUACCACUUUAAAGGAAAGGGACAGCCUGCUCUCCAGAAGAGAAAAACUGGAGGAUGGUGCCAUUUCCACGGGCCUUGUGGGGGGCAGCUAUGAGGUCCUUGUCUCUGGUGCGGCCCCAGCCUGUGAAGUCGAUGGCACGUUACCCAGUGGAAAAGAAGCCGAAGGUGUCAUCACCUCAGUGGAAAAUGAAGAGUGUGGCGGCCUCUUGGCUACCACAGCACAUGACAAUGAUUCUGACCAAACGAAUUCAGCUGGGGCCAAAACAGAAGGCAAAGGCUUGAUCAUUUCCACCAGUGCGACAAACAGCUAUACCAUCCCGUCAAGCAAGACUGUUGAUGUGGCAGAAGGUCAUUCACGUGCUCUGCGAACUGAGCAAGAUAGGGAAAGCAGCAGAGGGAGCAUGGAAGAAUUUGAGGCCCCCAUGCCCAGUGCAGCGUCCAGAGUUGACAACCAGACCGUUGCUUUACAAAGCGAGGAGAAAGAUGAAUGCGCCAUGAUUUCCACCAGCAUAAGAGAAGAGUUUGAUGUACCUAUCUCCAGCGCCACGACCACCAAGUGUGCUGAGAGUCAGCAGCCUGGAGCCACAGCUGAAGCGCAAGUUGAAGGUCUUGCCUUGAGAAGCACCGAUGAUUUUGAGGUACCUAUGCCCAGUGCAUCCACAGCACCCAGAAGCCCUCUUGCCUCCACCAGCAAAGAAGAGAAAGACGAAUGUGCUCUUAUUUCUACCAGCAUUGCAGAGGAAUGUGAGGCCUCUAUCUUGGGUGAAAACAGGUGCUCUGCUGUCAUAGUGGAAGAAAAAGAUGGCAGUGCCAUCAUCUCGACCAGCUCUGUGGAGGACUGUGAGGGUCCCGUGUCCAGCGCUGCCCCCCAGGAGGACAUCCAGCCCUCAGUCACGCUGACUGAAGAGAUCAGUGAUGCCACCAUGAUUUCCACAAGCACGUCUGAAGGAUGCGAGGCUGUCAUGAUGGAAGCUGCCCCUCAGGACGAGGCCCAGCCCGCCUCGGUCCAGAGAGUGGAAGACUUGGGUGAUGCUGCCAUCAUCUCCACCAGCACAGCGGAGUCAGCUGAGUGCGGUGGGGUAACUGCCAGCAGUCUAGACAGGCACGAAGAUGGUCUGCCAGCUGCAGCCAGCCAAGAAGGCAGAGAUAAAGAUGGCCCGGCAGUGGCCAAAGUCAGCAGGGGUGAGGUCCCCAUGCCCAGCCAGAUGAAUGAGAACAGCUGUCAGCAGCACCCUGGGCCUUUCACAGAAGAAGUGGGCAGCGUAGGAGCCACAGAUCCCACGGAAGGCCAGGACAAGGAACUGGCCAACGUGCCCUCUGCAGGAGACCAGCCCGGCACCAAGGAAGAGAGGCAAGUUGGAGAACUGCAGAAUGCAAGCUUCUCACACCAGAGUCCAAAAGAACAGACAACCUCCUUGAGUCCUGUUCAAAGAGAACAAAACCCCUCUGGGCCAGGGAUGAAACGGGACAGUCCCUUAAGGGGCUCGGAGAACAGUGCCAACUCCUCCGUGGGUCCGAGAGGGAAGGAGCAAACGUCCCGGCCAGUACCUGGGGACUCCUCCAUCGGGGUUGGCUGUGCAGCAGCAGUCAAUUUCGGUGCUACAGAAGCUGGUGACCUACCACACAUCAGUGAUGCUACCUCAGAAAGGUCCUCACUUCCUCCAGACCAGCAGGGGUCUAGGGGCAGUGUGCAAACACCCGCUGAAUGUAUUAAUGGCCAGGAUUCAACCACGACCCCCUGCCACACCCUAGUCCCCCCAGCUGCCAACGACGCCGUGCCGUCAGCUGCUACAGGUGAGCAGGAUUUGACUGGAAAGAGUGAAAGCGGAGAUGGUGUGACCAAAUUACCACAGGAGGAAGGGGACCCCAAAAUCACCAUCUAUUCUGAAGCAAGUUUGGGUGACCCAGACAACGAAGAGUCUCCGUCGAAUGUUUUGGGAAGCUCGGAGCAGAAACCUGAGUUGAAAUCUGAGACAUGUAUACCACCAGAAAAAGAGAAAAGUCAUGAAACUCCAGCACACUGUGAAAGAACCUCGAGUGGAGCUGCUGACCUGAGGAGUGAACCUCCGCUGGCCCAGGAACCGCUCAAUGAUGAAGAGGAAGAAAAACUUAUGCCUAAAAGGAAAAGAAAGAAGCUUUGCCCCUCAUCAGAUGACGAACUAGAUGAUAAUCUAGAUAUUCUGGAUUCCAAAAGAGAAACACAGAAGCCACUUUCUGAAAUUGAGCCACAAGAUUCAAAGGAAGAGAAUGCUAGAGAGCUGGAUGAAUUAUCUACAAUAAGUGCAAAGACCAGCAGCGCUGCUGCUUCCGCUGCUGCAGAUGAAAAGGAUGAAUCUAGCAGUAGUGAAGCUGCUGGAGAGAAGACGGAUCAGAAUGAAGAGGACAGCGGCAAAUCUCAGGAGGAAGGUCAACCAGUAAUUAUUAAAAGGAAGAGAGGAAGACCUCGCAAAUACCCUGUAGAGUCGGCAUUAAAAACAAAAGAAGACAGCAAAACAGAUACUGGCCUUAUAACUGUGGAGCAGUCACCUCCCGGCGGCAAGCUGAAAGUUACUCAGAACGAUGAGUCCAAUAAAGACGCAACUAACGUCCAAGAAAGGAGUACAGGCAACGACGAUGAAGAAAAGACAGUGGCGAGUGCACGUCGGCGAGGCCGCAAACCCAAACGCUCAGCUGCGAUCCUCGAUGAUGCUGAAUCCUCGGAGCCAGAGAGAAAGCGCCAGAAAUCAGUUUCUGAGACAGCCGAGGACAAAAAAGACCCGGAGUCGGAGGAGGAUGAAGAGGAGGAGGAGGAGGAGGAGCCCUCGCCCUCAGGAGCCACCACACGCUCCAGCACCAGAUCAGAGGCUCAGAGAACAAAGGCCCAGCUCUCCCCUCCCACCAAACGCAGGCGAGAAGUCAGCCCUCCAGGGGCUCGCACCCGAGGCCAGCAGAGAGUGGAAGAAGCCCCCUCGAAGAAAGCCAAGCGGUAACGGCGACGCCCAGACCAAGCUGGGGAGCGG